AUGCUAUUACGAAGGGCUCACACACUAAGAUGCUUUUCGGCAAGAUUUAAUAUUGGAUUUUGUUGCUUAAGAUGGAAAAGGUUAUAUUCAGAAAAGGCAGGUUCGCCUGAAAAACCGGAUGUUCGAAAGCAAGUAUUUGAACGCUUAAAGAUGCCGAUGUAUCCAUCUAUUUCAAGUACAAAAGGAGUUACAUCAAUAUCGAGGCUGCGGUCUUGGGAUAAUGUUCUUUCGCCGGACGCCAGACAAUAUGAUGAAUCCUAUACUGUCUGUGGUAGAAUCGGCAAUUUAAGAUACGCAAGUUCAAAACUUGUUUUUGUAGACAUCUGUGACGGAUUGUCGAAGCUACAAUUAACCAUUAGUAAAAAACUUGUAUCUAAUAGUGAUAAUGAGGCUCUUCCUUUUUCCAACAUUCUUAAAGCUUUUCGCCGAGGUGACUAUAUACAGUGUACAGGGUUCAUUGGAAAAACAAGCAAAGGGGAACUAUCUAUUUAUGCAACAGAACUUCCAGUGAUGCUGUCUCCUUGUCUUCACCAGAUGCCUACCAACCUCUUGAACCAAGAAAAAAGAUUUCAGCAGCGUUACAUCGAUUUUAUUGCAAAUCCUGAUACCAUUUUGACAUUAAAACGGAGAUUUCAGAUCAUAGAAUGUAUUCGCAAUUUUUUUCGAAAAAAUGAAUUUACAGAGGUAGAAACCCCAUUGCUUUCACACCAUUUUGGGGGUGCUAUGGCUCGUCCAUUUAUUACAAACGAUGCUCACAAACAGCCACUUUCGCUGCGAUGUGCUCCUGAAUUAUGGCUUAAGCAAUUAGUCAUAGGAGGCAUGCACCGGAUUUUCGAGUUAGGUAAAAACUUUCGAAAUGAAGGUCUAGACGCUACUCAUAAUCCAGAAUUUACCAGCUGUGAGGCCUAUUGUGCCUUCAUUAACUUGGGCACAUUCAUUGACAUGACCAAAUUAUUGCUAAGCGAAAUCUGCAUGAAUGUUCAUGGAAAUUUAACGUUACCCCAUCUUGGAGUAUCUUUGCACAGCGAUUCUUUCAAGACACUUGAAUUUAUCCCAUCUCUUGAAAACAGUCUUAAUCAAUCUCUAGGCGUUAUAGAUAACUCCGAAGGGUAUCGCAAAUUUUUGUUAGACAUCUUUGAGCAAAGGAAUAUUAAGCAACCAAAAACACCUACUGUGUCUCAUUUGCUUGAUAAGCUGUUAAGUCACUGCGUUUUAGAGCAUCUGAGCGAUGGCCCUACGUUUAUUGUACACCAUCCAGAAGUAAUGUCUCCUCUAGCAAAGUCCGAAACGAUUAAAUAUGGGAAUACGGAAUUUCGCGUUUCUAAGCGGUUUGAACUAUAUUUGGGAAAAAGUGAGAUUUGCAAUGCCUACGAAGAAGAAAAUGACCCGAUGUCUCAAAAGGAGAAGUUCGAAUCUCAGCAAUACGACCGUACCGAGCUAGGAGACCAAGAAGCACCUAUUCCGGAUGCUGAUUUUGUACGUGCAUUAGAAUAUGGACUUCCCCCAACAACUGGAUGGGGCAUGGGCGUUGAUCGUUUGGUAAUGCUUGUUACCGGACAAAAAAGGAUAAACGAAGUAUUACCGUUUGGAUCUUUACGGUAUAUUUGA
This is a messenger RNA of Schizosaccharomyces osmophilus, 1608 nucleotides long. It is a transcript of the gene msk1, whose product is annotated as mitochondrial lysine-tRNA ligase Msk1. Gene Ontology annotation, biological process: lysyl-tRNA aminoacylation. Bases 1 to 1608 code for a protein of 535 amino acids. Gene Ontology annotation, molecular function: lysine-tRNA ligase activity; ATP binding; tRNA binding. The transcript has a single exon. The record is from RefSeq and is a predicted model, not a curated record. Lineage: Eukaryota; Fungi; Ascomycota; Schizosaccharomycetes; Schizosaccharomycetales; Schizosaccharomycetaceae. Gene Ontology annotation, cellular component: cytosol; cytoplasm.